GGGGGCGGGAGUGCCGGGUUUCGGGUUUUCGCCGGGGUAGAGUCUUCGGGUUUUGGGGGUCAUGUUGAGGUUUUGCCCGCACAGGGGCGGGCCUGGGGGAUCGGGGUUUGUCGGGCUAGAGCCUUCGGGUCGGGGUUUUUUGCCAAAAAAUUCGUCGGGGAUUCGGGGGACGGAGUGCUACCCUAUGUUAAAUUAUUGGUUUGAAAAGUCAAAAUUUAAAUUUCUAAAUUUUUUAUUUUCAAAAUGUCAAAUUUUCGAAAUGUCCAAAUUUGAAAAUGGCCCAAAACGUCCAAACCUUUAAAAAUGUCCAAACUCUUUAAAAUCGCUUUGUUUUUAAAUAAAUUUUCCCCUAUAAAUUUAAGUAAUGAUCUUCAUAAAAUGGCAUUAUUAUCAGAAAAUCGUGAUGAAUUGUCAAUAAAUAUAGAUGAAAGAAUUGUUGGGUUUAAACAAAGAAUUUUGGAUUUGGAAGAAGCAUUAAAAGAAUCUGUUGAAUGUACAACAGAAAAAGAGAAGGUUUUGAAUGAACAGAAAAAAUUAAUUGAAAAAUUGAAUGAACAGAUUGGAAAAAUUUUUGAAUCUGGUGGAGGAGGAGGAAAUACUUUAAUAAAUCAGCAACAACAAAAUGAUCAAUUGGAAAAAACUCAAAAAUUGUUGGAAGAGGAAAAACAAUUGAGGCAACGACAAAUAUCGUCUCUUAGAAAAGAAUUUGGAAUGGCAUUAAUUGCAGAAAAAGAAUCAGCAAUAAAUUUAAUAUUAAAUUCAUGCCCUUCAAUAGAUUUAAUACCUGGAUUGAGAGAAAAAUUGGAAAUUUUACAAAAACAAAAAGAAGCAAUUAAACAUUCUCUGUUAAUUAUUGAUGAACAACAGCAAAAACAACAAAAUUUUGUUGUUGAUGGAAAAAUUGGAAAUUUACAUCAGAAAAAGGUUUUUAUUUUUUUGAGGGGUAAUGGGGGAUGUUUGGAAAAGGAAGGGCUUAAAAAAUUUUUUUCUAAAGGGAAAAGACGUAUCAAAGGCGUAUGUACUAGGACAUAUCCUCUUUAUUUUUAUCCAUAAUUAUUCUAAAAAAUUUUUGGAAUUUUUUUUGUUUGAUAUUUUUUAGUUGUGGGACAAAAUGUCUCAUUUUUUGGCCAUAACCUUAACAUUUUUUCAAAAAUUUCGAAAUUUUUAGCUCAGAUAGACACCCUCUACCAGGUUUUACACCUGGGAUAUCCAGAUUGAAGAUCUCGAAUAACCAAAUUCUUUGGAUCUAGAUCCGCCAACUUCUCUCCACCCAACUAAUACUAUCACAUUCUGCCCCUC
Meloidogyne enterolobii is the source of this 1299-nucleotide messenger RNA. The record is from the annotation of a GenBank genome assembly. NCBI's taxonomy places the organism in Eukaryota, Metazoa, Nematoda, Chromadorea, Rhabditida, Meloidogynidae.